Messenger RNA from Camelina sativa (false flax), 861 nucleotides. NCBI's taxonomy places the organism in Eukaryota, Viridiplantae, Streptophyta, Magnoliopsida, Brassicales, Brassicaceae. The record is from RefSeq and is a predicted model, not a curated record.
AUGGGGUCAAAGUUUCAUGCUAUUCUUUACCCAUGGUUUGGUUUUGGUCAUAUGAUUCCGUAUCGUCAUCUAGCUAACAAAUUAGCUAAGAAAGGUCAUAGGGUUACUUUCUUGUCUCCCAAGAAAGCUCGAAAACAGCUCGAAGCUCUCAGUUUGUUCCCAGACAACAUUUACUUCUACCAUGUUACUCUUCCUCAAGUUGAUAGUCUACAUGUUGGCGCAGAGACAACCUCAGAUCUGCCAAACUCAUCUAAGAGAGUCCUCGCUGAUGCCAUGGAUCUUUUACGCGGACAGAUCGAAGCUGAGAUUCGUGCUUUGAAACCUGACCUAAUCUUCUUCGAUUUUGUUGACUGGAUUCCAGAAAUGGCGAAAGAACUAGGAAUCAAAAGUGUCAGUUACCAAAUCGUAUUCGCAGCUUUUGUAGCUAUGUUUCUUGCACCUGGUGCCGAAUUAGGUUCUCCUCCACCAGGUUAUCCUUCACCGAAAGUAGCAUUACGUGGACAUGACGCUAACGUCUAUUCAUUCUUCGCAAACACCCGCAAAUUUCUCUUUGAUCGAGUCACCACAGGUCUUAAGAAUUCUGACGUAGUCGCCAUAAGGACAUGCGCAGAGAUCGAAGGUACAUUUUGUGAUUUCAUCGAAAGAGAAUGUCAGAGAAAAGUUCUCUUAACCGGUCCGAUGUUACCUCAGCCACAAGGCAAGAAUGAUCAAUUUCAAGAACUCUGUUUAGGAUUGGAGCUCACAGGUCUACCGUUUUUGGUAGCAGUUAUGCCGCCUAGAGGCUCGUCAACCAUUCAAGAAGCAUUACCAGAAGGGUUCCAAGAAGCACUAUUUUUUUGCAUCGGUUUAGUCUAUGUUUAA